UUACCGUGGCGCAUCAACAAUAAAAUUAUUCGUUCGUUCAUUCGUUUCUUUCGGUUUGUUCGCUUAUUAUUUUACUUGCUAUUGCAGUAUACACUAUAAUUUGCUGACGUUUGGAAAUUCUGAUUCGAGAAGUUGUCCGUAAAAUUCCAAACAUAAAAGAUGUGAAAUAUUUGUUGUUGUUUAAGUUACAGUCGUUUGCAAAAUAUGUAUUUAUAUACAAACAAACAAGAACUCCAAUUGGAAUCACCUUGAGGUGAUGGCAGAAGAAAUCAGUGACAACACAUACAUAUGUAGAUAACAGAAAAAUUACAGAAAAAAAAACGUUAACAACAACAACUAAAAUUGAGGUGCAUGCAAUUGUGUUAGCUCGCUCGUUUGUCUGUUUUUGUGUUUUGACAUGUGUGCAGAUUGGUGUGUGGAAAUGGAAAUUGCCACAAAAUUGAAUUGAGAAGGCGAAAAGGCAAAACAGCAAAGUGCAAAGUUUGCGAAAAACAAUAAUAAAGCAGAAUUAAAACAUAAAUAUACACACAAGAGCGCGCGCAUAAAAUGAAAACACCAAGUGUGUACGUCGGAACGGUUGUGGAUGCCGAGGAGUCGUUGCUCAUUUGAUUUCAGGGGGAAUAUAUGUAUGUUGGCACAUAUGGAGCAUCUUGGCAGCGGUAACAUAAAGUGAAAAACGCGCUAUGGCGAACAGUGCAGUGUUAAAAUUUCAAUUCCAUUUAUCAAAUGAAGCAACAAAAGAAAUCGCAACCAAUAGCAAUCAACCAAUAUUAGCGUUAAAAACAUAAGAAUAUUUAAAAGUUUCAAUUGCCAUCAACGCAACUGUAUUUAAGUAAAAAAUUCAUAAUUGUGCGCCUACAAAACAACAGCAGGAACCCGAUAGCAGCAGCAGCUAUACUGGAGGCAGUCAAUCAUCCGUCGAUUGCACGGGGUGGUGAACGGGCGUUUUGUAGCGAUUCCGCUAGCAAAUAGUUUCGCCAUCGAAAUCCGAAAGUUGGCUUUUUUGUAAACGCAGAAGUGGCCACAGGACCAGGCCGACAUGGACGCUACUACGGUUGAAUGUAUUACCGCUAUGCCACUCAGUGCGGUUGCCAGCAACAGCAAUAGCAUCACUAAUAUGAGUUGUGGCAGCAGCAGCAGUAGUAGCAACAGUAGUGGUUAUGCGAGCGCCACCACCACCCCCACCAAUCCGGCAUCAGCUGGCAGCCAGUAUUCGGAUACGCAUUCCACCACACCUGUGGGCAUGGUCGAGCCGACACCAGUGGCUACAAUAGCUGCUGUAACGCCGUACUACAAUGAAACUUUUCAACAUCAACAACACCAACAACAGCCACAACUUCAUCAUCAUCCGCCACAUCAACAGUACCAUCAUCAAACACAUUCAUAUCAAUUGGCGGAACAAUUGCAGGUGCCUUCAGCAUCGCAAUAUAACAGCAACUAUGACUCGUAUGCGUACUUGGGAGGUGGCGAUAGCUAUACGCAGUCUACUGGUGCCGAACGCAAUUUGCUGGGCAUGCGGCACACAACGGCAAUCUACACCACCUUGGAAAAGCCAAGCAAGCUGCCCACACAGACGGCAAUGCAAACAAACAGUCAAACUGCCAACAACAACAAUAUCAAAGUUUUUAAUAGUAGCAGCAGCACGGAAAGCAGUCCGAGUAAUCAAAAACGUAAUGGUGAAACAAGCACGUCCGCAAAACCACAAGCCACCGCCACACCAUUCUACGCUCAGCCUUUGCAAACUAGUGGCUCAGCCGCCUAUGUGGAUCCUUACAAAAACAAAUUACCCAUAAAAUUGCCAAACCACAUCAUCGAUUAUAUUAAUUAUAGUAAUCAACCGAUGGACGCUACCAACUCACCGACUUAUGCGCAAAAUUUUACGCAAUAUCACGUCGGUGGAGAGACGCCACAAGAGAUUGCGUAUGGCACGAGUUCGGCGCAAAUGAAACCAUUACCUGCAGUCCCGAGUGCACGCGUGCCACAGCAACGUCUGGGCGUGCAUUACGGCACCAUCGGCAGUGCCACAAAUGCCAGUAGCAGUAGCAGUAGUAGCAGUGGCUCUCCUUAUCUUGAUAAGUACGAUAAAUAUAUUUACACUGCAGUGACCACAGCAACACCGUCUCCGUACUAUACUUCCACACAACCCUCGAACCUAUCAGCAGUGCCGUAUAAUGCAGUCACGUUCACGGCGACGCCACCCGCGCCUUCAACCAUCCCACCGCAGUACGCCGCUGAAGUUCCCAAUGAAGCAUACCGUAAGACAUCCGCAUCUUCGUCGUGGCACUGGAGCAUGGAUUAUGCUAACGGAAAUUGUCGUUCUCUACCACCGCCUGCCAAUGGCAUACCAACUGCUGCUAUACCACCUACAAAUGCCAGCUACGUAGCGGCAAACGCCACCGUCGCCGCAAAUCGUGAUAUGUAUUACACACCUGAGAAAUAUAGCAACAAAUAUGAUAAGUAUAAUUCUUAUUACAACCCUCACCAACAGUAUAUGGCGACGAACGCGGCUGGACGUAGCGUCUGGCCGAAUUCCUCGCAUGCCUCACCACACCUUGUAGCCGGACUAGCCGAUCGUUUGCCACAUCCAUACUCGCACCAUGCACCACUACCUCCAAGCGGCAUUCCAACCGCAAUAGCACCACCUACGCAUCCUUCCCUCGCAUAUCAUCAUCCCUACCCGCCUUCCGCAGCUCCAGUUGCUGCUCGCCAAAAUUGUUGCCCACAACCAUAUCAGCAACAGAAUUGCUAUUAUGCGCGCACUGCACAUCAUCCUCACUUUCUUCCCAACGCCUACAAUCCACACGCGCAAACCACUCCGUAUGGCACUACGGGCACAACUGCUGGCAGCAACAACAAUAAUUCGACAGGAAAGUAUGGCGUGCUUGACUAUGGGCAUGCCAGCAAGAGCAAGGUCAAUACGAAUGAUCUCUAUGCUGCAACGCCCACCUACGAUACCUCAAAUAUGAAUUAUCAUUCCUACCCCGCGAGUGUUGCACACAAUCAGCAAUACUCAAACUCUGUGACACCAGCUGCCGUAGUUUCACAUCAGCCGCUCAAUCCAAAUAUUACAACAGGUCCACAUAGUGACAUUCAUCCAACUGCUUACUACAACGAUCUCAACAUGCAGACAAGCUACGACACUUAUGUGAGUCCAAUUCAAGCGCCGGCGCUGCUUCAACAGCCGCGUGAAAGCUUAGUACAACGCGUUGACCAUCUGCGAAAUUUGCCACCGCCCUACACGCAGUCGAAUACUGCGAAAAGUUCACUAAUUGACUUUCGCAGAUCUUCAGCAACGAUAAGUGAUGAUUGUUUUAUGGCUGAGACGACGCUGACGAACUUAGAUGAGCACAUGGCUACAAAUAUGAAUCACUUUGACAACAACUUUGGCCUGGACAGCGAGAUGCACCCGAACGACGUAAGCAUGUAUAGCAAAGCUGGGACGGAAGAGAACAUAGAAAAGACUGGCAUCGCAGUAACACCCACUACCAAGACUUACUCAAGUUUACGUGAUUUCCUCAGCACUUGGAAUGAAGAUGAGGAAGAUUAUGGCUGCACAGAUGAGCGAAAGUUUGCUGAGAAUGAGUCGCCGCAGUUGGUGGGGCAAGCUAUUAACGUGGAUGACAGUGUUAGCCGCGCUGAGGUGGCAAAUAAAAUGCCUUGCGCGCAAGAACUGCCGAUCGCAGUCGAGCCAUCAGCUGCUUAUGGCAGCGAUGCCGCGGAAACAUAUCGAACACUACCACAACCGUUGGUAGAAACUAAUUUAGAAUACAAGGAAACAUUUAAUACACGUCCAAAGGCACAAGUUGGCCUCACUAAUGACAGCACAUUGGGCAUGGAGACAAAUCAGUAUGCAAGCAUAAACUUGCCUGAUAUUAUAAUCGAUAUAGAAAAGUCAAAUGGUGCGGGGCCAACGUUGGCCAGCGCGACAAAGUCGAACGACUUCAAUGUGAAAACAGACAUUAGGGAUGCUACCUACGAUAGUUUCGAUGUUGAAAAAGAACUUGAUGAACUCGAAAGCAAAAAGAUGAAGCUAUCAGGAAAAACACCGGGCAUGGCACCCAUACGCACAGGUAGUGUUAUAAUGAGAACCGAAAAUGAAACGCUGGAAAUGACAGAACCAGAAGGAACGUUCGAAAAAGUCAUCGAGAAUGCAACAAAUGAGUUGGAGAGUCGCAAAACAAUGGAAAACUGUGCACUCGUACAUAUAUCACCCAGUACCCUGACAAAUGAGCGAGUGGAAGAAACGCUCAUCUCCUCAGUCUACAAAAGUGAGCUUAACUUAUCAGCCGUCCAAGCUAAACUAGAUAGUUUAUAUGAUAGAGGUAUGGAGAGCGAUAACACAACAAGUUCAAAUGGCUCUACAUUUGAGAAAGAAUAUGAAACAUUUAUAAAUAAAAUCGGAAGCGAGUUCGACUUUAAGGCAGCUUGCAGCAAUGAGAGCAGUAGUGCUGUAUUUGAUGCAAGUAUCCUGCCAAAUACGCCGAAUGAAGCAACAACGGAUGCAGAAAAUGCCACCAAUAUUACUAAAAUGAGCGACGAAGAACUCUCAAAUGGCACGAACAAAACAUGUGCCAAUCAAAGUUUGCAAAGCGAUCUUGAAAUAGCACAAAAAAUUAAAUGUUUUUCAAAAUUCUAUAAACGCAAACGAAAAUAUUCUGAGUCAGCGAAAGAUGACGAGAAAAGUAAAGUACAUGAGCAUGCACAGAUCAUAGAUAAUGGUAAGAAUUUUCCCAUAAACUAUACAAAACGCUGUAAAAAAAGAAAGGAAAAGAAAAUUUUGCUGAAAGCCAUAAAGCCGCGAAAACCAAGAACCUAUACAUUUUACCAAAGGGCCUUACGCUCUUUACGCCGUCAUCAUACCACCAAACAUCAACGACUGGAUACAACCACACUGAUACAACAACAAAUUGCCACGCGGUUGAGAACCCAUUUACCAUCAAACAAGGGAAACAGCGUGGAGCAAUUGUCCAGUGAAGUGAAACCCGACUCAAAAGUUUUCAAUCCCAAAAGUCUGAAAUGUAUUUGUGUAUGUUUCGUCAAUUCCGAAAUAUUUCAAAUUAAACUUUUAAACGGUGCAGCAUUUAAGCAGGGAUUUAUUGAGCACGAAAUUAUGAAUACAACUCUGGAAAAUCAAAAUGGUAUUCCGCUUGAAGUGCUGGAAGAAAAAGCCGAUAUUAAACUUUCAAACCAAACUGAAGAGAUUGAGAAUGUAGGAGAAUCUCGCUCAUCAGUUGUGAAAGAUAUUUUUGAUGAAAAUGUGCUGGGUGCAGUUGAGGAAGAAGCCCAUAUUGAACCUAACAACAAAGACAACACGGAUGAGGGAGAAAUUGAGACUGCCAAGCAAGCUGAAAAUGUCCAAUCUGCGGAAGAACGUCAAAUGCCAAGAGCUGAUUCCGAUGUCAUUGAUGUGAAAGGAGACAUUGAAGCAAACAAAGCUUGGCCAAAUAUGCUGGAAAUGCAGUCGGCGGCUGAAACAAGUGAUAGACAAACGAAUUUGUUAGAUGUUUCCAUUAAUAUGUCAGCAUAUGUAUUUGAAGAUGAUGGUGCAGAAACUAGAAUAUCUGCUAAUUUUGUACCAAAUAUAAGAGGAGAUAACAACUUAAGCGAUAUCGAAGACAAAAGCUCUGCACAGCAAUUAGUGGCAGAGCGCGUACUUGAUCAGGAUGUUGAUGAUUUUGGUGAAAUGACGCACACAGAAACCGAAGUUUCAGCGGAUUCACCAGCAGCGCGUGAUCAAGAUAUUCGAACGGUAAAUGAAGUUCAUGAUGGAAUUAAAAAUGUGAUAGCCACAUCAAUAAACGACGACGUGCCGCUUGGCAACUCAAACUCAUCUCCAAAAAUAAUAGAAAUACUGCAGCAAGAAAAAAAUGGAGUUGAAAAAGUUGAAAGCGAAGUAACUGAAACAACGGCAUGCAGAUAUUCGCAUAACACUGAGGAAAAUCGGGCUAGUCUUACCGAAGAAAGUUCGAAUUGUUCGUGCGCUGAUGAUCUAGUUGACCAAUUUUCUGUACAUUCUGAAGCGUUUAAUAGCCCAGCGUCUAAAGAGACUAUUGAGAGAAUUGAAGAUGUUGAUGCUAAAAUAGACAACCUAGCAUGCGCAACCAAAUUUGAGGAGACUCCUGUAAACCAAGCCGAAGAAAAUGUGAAUAGCUUCUCAGUGGACAUGCGCAAAGAGUUUGCUGUAAACUCAGCCGCAAUUACCACGACGGCGGUUAAGACUACAGCUGAAACAAAGAUAGAAAUUGGUGAUUCCAAAGUUGUUGCUCCGACAUAUUCAUCCAACGAUAAGGAAACUGCGAUACACCAAAUUGAAGAAGAUAUGAAUUCUCUGAAUUCUCCCCAUACACCGGGGAUUAACAGCCCGGCGGCUGAAGAUGAAGUGUUAGAGAUAGUACAACAUAUAUCAAACACAACUAAGGGCAAUUGGAAUUCCUUAAGUCCAAUCGAAACUGAAAAUAUUAAUUGUCCAAUAAAAGAUCUGCGUGAAUCAACUGCUGCGCAAAGUGAGGGGUAUAGAUUAAUAGAUCAAGAUUUGGAUACAUAUGAAAGAGAAAAAAGUGUCGAUAUGUUUGGAGCGAGAAAAUCUGCUGAAUAUUUCACAGCUUCAUCAAAAAAUUAUUUCAAAAAGUCCGAGGACUUCGAUGAAGAUUCCACAGAUAGCAACUCAUCGUGUAAUUCAGAUGCAUCCACUUCAUCUUCUGAUCAUAGAUCACUUACGUCGUCGUCAUCCUCCUCCAGCUCCUCCUCUGAUGAGGAUACGCAAAGUAGUACGACAACCGUGCAUAGCGAUUUCGAUGAAAUGAAGGAGUUAGAAAAAGAACUCUCCCAGCAUCAAACAGAUGAACCGCGUAAUCUACAAGCCACGGAAAUAGAGAAAAAGACUGAAGCAGAGCCCCAUACUCAGGAAAACUAUAUCAAGACCUUGAAAGAAAUAUUAGAAAGCGAUAGUGAUGUGCAUGAUGAGGUGGUAACAAACAAGGACGUUCAAGAAAAUUUAGAAAAUCAUGAAGCAGUAUAUGCCAACGAUAAUGCACAAAUUUCGGAGCAUGAAGCAGCUGAGUCAAUGCGUGCGCCUGUUGAAGUUGGCAAGUCAAUGCGAGAAAAUUACGAAGCAGCCCCUGCCAACGAUGAUGCACAAAUUUCGGAGCAUGAAACAGCUGGGUCAAUGUGUGCGCCUGUUGAGGUUGGUAAGUCAAUGCGAGAAAAUUACGAAGCAGCCCCUGCCAACGAUGAUGCACAAAUUUCGGAGCAUGAAACAGCUGGGUCAAUGUGUGCGCCUGUUGAAGUUGGCAAGUCAAUGCAAGCUGAGGAUAGCACUCUAUUGAUUGAUGGUGAAUCAACCGUUACAAUGCCUGCGAGAAUGUCUGACAACAUUGAUUUUGAAGUGGUGAGUGCAACGAGCGGGGUCGAAGGAUGUGAUAGGUCAUAUGAAAUCGAAUGUUUGGAGCAUAAAUUGGAAGAAGAAGAAGUAGGAAAUAAACCGCAAACCAAAUAUUUAAUUAGUGGUGACAGUGAAGUGCCGAGUUUAAAGAAACUAGUGUUUGACUUUUUGGAGAGAGAAAAUACCAUUGAAGAUCAUUCAAUGAUUAACCGAACUGAGGACGAGUUAAAUAGUAAAAUACCAAAGCUAAGUGACCUUUGUAAAAUUGCCUUAAGUAGUUCCUUUGAAAUUAGCGUCACCACCAACAUAAACCAAAACGUUCCAGAAACACUGGAGCGCGAAUUGAGCGUUGAAGAAGCUUUAGCGGAAAUGUUUCGACAAUCUGGAGUCCCUUCAGAUCUCGAAGAUGGCGAUAUAGAAGAGAAAGAAGUUCAAGAUGUAGUACUAAUUAAUCUAGAAGAAAUUUUAGUUAACGAUAGUGAUUUAUAUGUUUUGCAAUGUGAUAUGAAUGAAAAUGUGCUGAGCGUUGUGGCGCAUGCGCAAGCGCAGCCAACCGAUACGCCUAUGGCCGUGUACGAGAGUAUAGAUAAUAUUGUGGAAAGCGGCGAUGAGACGGGCGAACCAUUUAAAGAAGUCAUGCAAUUAGAAAGCUCUCAACAAGAAGUGGCAGGGACUAACGAAACGACAGAUUUCCUUGGACCUUUCGUGAACAUAGACGGGGGUAUGGCAGAGAAUACAAGCGUUGAAACGGAGAUUUCUUACACUACCUACCCACAAACUCUACCGACUGAAUUUAUCGCAGCCGACAUGAUGACCGCUAACGAACAGUCCAUAACCGUUGAUUCACUUAGUGAUACACAAUUCGAUUUUCCCGCCAUACAUCACGAAGAAAUCGUCUCACACAAUCAUAGGCGCCUCAAGCGACAGGUAUUGUACAAUAGUUUGCGUGAAAAAUAUGUGUUGAAAAGAGUAAAUUUUAGGCCCCAUCAUGGUAAUCGUAUAUUAAAGAAAUAUAUACACCGUUGGAUAUUGCAAUGCCUGAUAGCCAGGUUCAGGGAGCGCGAGUUAAGAAAAGUCCAUAUGUAUGUGACGGAGUAGAAGGUGAACAGGCGAAUAAGUAGGCAUGUAACUGAACGGCUAUUCAGAGCCUACGCCUGAGUACAUUAGCGAUUUUUUAAUGUAUGGCCUAACCAUUGGAACAAAUGAAAUGGGUGCGAACACGAAGGGGUAACGAACGAGAAUGCAAAUUUUAGUUCAGACAUUUGGGAGUACUGCCUUAAGGUUUCGAAUACAGUUUUGUGUAUACCCCAUACAUACUAUCAUACAUACUUACAUAUUUCACGCGCGCUAUGUAAGCCAUAAAUACGCAGAGUGAUAACGCGAUAUCUGACUUGUACACAAACCUAGGCACGGCGCGCGCAUAUCAGCUUGUUUUUAUGGCAUAGUUUCGUAAUUAAAAUAUUUAAAUCCCACGUGCCGGCACAUUUUCAAUGUUUCCUUUCCUACUAGUAAAAGACACUGAGAAUAAACUUAUAUAAACAACUUACAUACAAACACACAUACAUACAUUUGCACACCUUUUGUUUGCCAUUGGAAAUCUUGUAUUGUACGAAGAAUCUCAUAAAGUAAAAGUCCUACGAAAAUAUUUUUAAAUGUGUAUAGACAAUUUUUUUUAUCACAGUUCAUUGUUUGGUUUAACUGCUGCUGUAAAAAAUAUUGUAUGGUUAAGUGCAAAAUAUUGUAUUGUUUUAUUGUUUAAUGUAGUGGAAAAUGCUAGUAUUUUUGUUUGUAAAUGUAGUCUACUUUUAAUUGUAAAUAUUUUUAAUAUAUAUUUUUUUUGGUAUUUUAAUUGUCAUAACCAAAACAAAAGAUAAAAAUCGAUCUUUUUGUUCGCUUGAGUGCAUUUAAAAAUGGCACAGCUCUCCGACUGUUUACUUAUAUUUAUACAUCUACUUAUACUAUUGGCACGUGUGUAUGUGUAGCUUAUUUUUAUUGGAAAAAAGUUAAUUGUUAUGGGUAUUGAACUGCGUGUAUUAUCGUCUAGGGAAUCGGAUUUUUGCGUUUUAAGCAAAUGGCAUUGGUAUAAAAUUACAUUUUCCAUUAGUUGUUAUUUCCCCAUAUUUUGUAACUGCAUGCAUACAUAUGUACCAUACAUACUAUACACACAUAUACAAGUACAUGUGUUAUAUGUAUUUAGUAUUUAGAACCGUUUAUUAUGAAAAAUAAUGCGUUGCUUUGGAAAAUUGAGCUUUUGGUAUUACAUACAAACUUAUUUAGGCAUAAUGGAAUUUUUAAAAUUAAAGGGUCUUUCAAAAAUGACGCAUAGGUGACAGUAGUGAAGACUUCCUAGAGGGUACUUUUUUUAUUGCAUCUCUGACAUUUGUCACUUAGAGAGAGAUGCACAAUUUUACGCAAUGCAACAACAACACGUUGAUAUUAUUGAAACUAAAUACUAAAAUGGGCGAUCUUUUCGAACAACAUAACGCAAAAUUCGUGAUUUUUAGCUGGAACUAACCGGCCGAAUGAGUCGACAAUUCAGAGGUUGGUUCUAUUGAGGAUCUCAGAAAAAUCAUUACAUAUAUACCUACAUACAUACAUAAUUGGCGCGUACACCCUUUUUGGGUUUCUGGCCGAGCUCCUCCUCCUAUUUGUGGCCUGCGUCUUGAUGCUGUUCCAUAAAUGGAGGGACCUACAGUUUCAAGCCGACUCCGAACGGCAGAUAUUUUUAUGAGGAGCUUUUUCAUGGCAGAAAUACACUUGGAGGUUUGCCAUUGCCUGCCAAGGGGCGACCGCUAUUAGAAAAAUGUUUUUUUUAAUUUUGGUGUUUCACCGAGAUUCGAACCUACGUUCUCUCUGUGAAUUCCGAAUGGUAGUCACGCACAAACCCAUUCGGCUAUGGCGGCCACAUCUACUAAAAUGUACUUUUUGCAGUGCUUUUUGGGCUGGUGAAAUAUUUUUUUUGUUUUGUUUUUGUCUGGACAACUAGCUAGUGCAUCACUCAGACACAAUUAAGUCCAUUGUACUACACUUGGAUCCCCUUUUAAUUUUCUUUAAAUCUACCAGAUCUCCGAAGAAAUCUGAGUAGAUCUUGUGGUGCCAAGGAGCCAAGGUGGUCGCUUCUUAACACAUCAGUGCCUAAGAAAUCAAGUCUGAUUCGAGCGAAGGCGGAGCAUACGCACAGGAAGUGGUCCACCGACUCAACCUCCUCUUCACAAGCUGGGCAGAGUACACUGUCUGAGAUGCCCACCCUUUCUAUGUGCUUCGAUCACAGAAAGUGGCCCGUCAUCAGUCCAACCAGCUGUCUGUAGUCCCUUCUGCUUAAUGACAGGAGGAUUUGGGGCAGUCGAUCGAACGUGACAGGUAACAUCAGUUUAAUCCAUCUGCAGCCUCUCUCAGCCUGACAAGCUCCCUUGUGGGUUAUAGUAACCCAUUUGCUAACCGUGGCUUUGAUGGCUGCAGAAGGGAGCGGCAGAACGGGCUGGGGGCCAAAGAAGUUGGCAUCAGAGCCCAUACUAGCUAAGGAGUCAGAGGUCUUGUCCCGGGAUCUAUGUUAACAUCAGGCUAUUAUGUCUACCAACAUAGUUCAGCCUGGAUUUACAGGACUCUACUACCCUUGAAGUGGUUGGGGGGCUGUCUAAGGCCAUGAGCGCAGCCUGGCUAUCGCUGCAGACAAAUAUAGAUCUGCCUUUCCAUCUGUUUUCCACAAUAAAGUUCAUCGCUUCUUGAACUGCAUUCACCCCCGCUUGAAACACAGAUGCAUGCAUUCCAGGAGCAAAGUGCAGUUUUGUCCUGCUCUGGUAAAAUGGCGCCAGUUAUUUACUCUUCGAAGAUGAAAAUGAAAGAGCUGUUACUGUCAAUGGUGCGACGAAAGGAUUGAUAGACCAGAGUCAUAUCAGAUAAUAGUAGUCACCAUAUUUAUACUGGCGGCUAAAAGAUGGAUAAUGACACUGGAUUGGGAGUGUACUCGGAACAAUUAUCUCUAAACUGUGCCUUUUGACUCCCAGACCGGUGUAGCGUCUUCCAAGCUAAGAUCUGCGCUAUCAACACAAAGCAGCAAAAAAUGAUAAGACUAAUCGACUUACCUCCGGCAAACCUUACCAUUUUUGUUGAUAGUCAAGCAGCGAUCAAAACAUUGGCUUGAGCGCACAUCAAUUCAAGAUAUAUUAAAGAAUGCAGGAGAUCGCUUUGGCUUAUCGAUCAACACAGUACCACAGUUUGUUGGGUCCUCAGCCACUCUGGAGUGGAGCGAAAUGCGAGAGUGGGUGAGUGUGCAAGGAAAGGCUCUGAGCUGGACCCUCAGUGAAUGAUAGAGGACAUUAGCAUUCUUACAAACGAACUUGUACACAGCGAUUGACGUGGUCUUUGACUACGCACUGGCCAAAACUGAAUAUUAAAAGGAUAAAAUGUCUGCUUGGAUUCAACAGAUCAACCACCAGUGUCCUCACAGGUGUUAUAAAGGGUCACUGCACUAUUAGCAACUCUAGUCAGUAGAAUGGGUGUACCUCACAAUGACUUCUGCAGGAAUACUGCAGAAUAGAGGCGAUACAACAUCCCCUCUGUGAUUGUCCUGCACUUCAAAGAAGCCUUGCCAGAUGUUUUCUUUGAAGACCUGGGAAAUUUGCAGAAUGUCUCACUAGAGGAUCUAAUUUCCUUGCCGAGAGCCGUAUUUUGAAUAAAAAUAGUGAAACCUGAGAGAAUCUAAAUUUUUACAUGUUUUGUAUUAAAAAAAAAUACAUAGGCGCGUCUUUUGAAAGACCCUUUACAUACAGUUAUAGUUAGUGGUAGGAAUUUUUUUACCUUAAAAUUAAACUGACGGCUUGGACACGCCACCCAUAAAUAAAAAUUAUGGAAAAAAUUAAAUUUAUUAAAAUAGUUAAAUUUUUAAUUGUACAAAACUUCAUUUUUUUUAAUAUGUAUGUACAUACGGCUAUAUAAAUCUUGUUAGAUGCAUAGGAAAAAGUCACAUUCUGUCACCAGCAUUGCUAAAACUUGUUUACUAUAUAAAAUAUGCGCAUGCAAAUACAGUUUUUUUUCUUCUAAAUCUGUGUGAGGUUAUCUCAGUUGUUAAAGUUGUUAAACAAUUAUCAUAAAAAAGUGUUUUUGCAUCGAUACGCUGGCUGAGUAAUUGCGUACAAAUAGCCAAUACCGUUUUCACAUACACUUGUUUUACAUAUACGCGUACGUGCAUACAUACACACAUCCAACCGCCGCAACAAAGUUUUUUAUGUUACAAAAGUGUGCAGCGUUUAUUGCGAUCGCCUUUUUUUCACCAGCACGACAAACAAAUGCUUCGCUAAUCGCAAAUUACGGCAAACUUAAUUAAUUUUCUACACAUUUCUGUAUUUGUUACAAAUAAUUAGUUACGUUGCAGCAAUUUCACAAGCCUAGACUCUGGGUGUUUCACACUUCUAACGAUAGUUUCUUAAAAUAACUGUAUUCUUGGGUGAAAAGUGGCACAUAAAAAAAGCUGAAUUUACAUUUUGUAGAAUACUGUGUGAAUGUAGAAUACUAGUGUUUCAAGUCAUUGAAUUUCACCGAAUGUUCUUCAGGAUGUCGAUGCAAGCCUUUUGGAUGGACUCUGCGGACGCAAAACGUUUUCCUUUCAUUGCCAAAUGCGAUUUUCCGCAUAGGGAGAAGUCACAGGGAGCCAUAUCAGGCAAAUACGGUGAGUGAUUGAUGGUUAGAAUGCGAUUUCUAGUCAAAAAAUCAGUCACAAGCGUGAAUCGAUGAGAUGGUUCAUUAUCAUGCAAUAAGCGGCAAAUUCCUCCUUCGCGGUAGUCAGGGCGAAUUCGACAAAUGCGAUGCAGCAAACGCUUCAAAAUGCCAAAAUAGAAAAUUGCAUUGACGGUUUGGCCCGUUGCCACGAACUUCUUGUAGACAAUUCACUUGGAAUCGUAAAAACAAAUGAGCAUCGACUUGAUUUUUGACUUCUCCAAACGCGAGCCGCCUUAGCCGAAUGGGUUGGUGCGUGACUACCAUUCGGAAUUCACAGAGAGAACGUAGGUUCAAAUCUCGGUGAAACACCAAAAUUAAAGAAAAACCUUUUUCUAAUAGCGGUCGCCCCUCGGUAGGCAAUGGCAAACCUCCAAGUGUAUUUCUGCCAUGAAAAAGCUCCUCAUAAAAAUAUCUGCCGUUCGGAGUCGGCUUGAAACUGUAGGUCCCUCCAUUUGUGGAACAACAUCAAGACGCACACCACAAAUAAGAGAAGGAGCUCGGCCAAACACCCAAAAAGGGUGUACGUGCUAAUUAUAUAUAUAUAUAUAACCGCGAUUUUUUGGAUGGUGGCUCGUCUGGGGCCUUCCAUUCGGCACUUUCACGCUUAGUUUCAGGUUCAUGUUAGAAACACCACGUUUCAUCACCAGUUACAUUGAUGUAAAGGAAGUUCUCGUCUUUUCUCACCUCUUAAUGAGGUCUUUCGAAUGUUGAAUUUUGAGCAAUUUUUGGUCCUCAGUUAACUUGUGCGGAUUGAAACGUGCACAGACCUUUCGUAAGCCCAAAUGACCAGUUAACAUGCGAUAAAUCGAUAUUUUAGAGAUAUUCAACUCCGAUUCCAUGAAUUUCAACGAUAAUUUCGGUUAAUUUUUGAUAAAUUUACGAGCCACUUAGAUGAAGUUUUCGGUGAUUACUGAUUUUGGGCGGCCCGUCUGUUCAUUGUCAUUUGUGUCCUCACAACCAUCUCUGAAACGUGUAAACCACUCAUGAAAUCUGGCACGAAAUAGACAAUCAUUGCCAUAAACAUUUUUCAUCAAUUCAAAUGUUUCGGUAAGCGUUUUACCGAUUUUAAAACAAAUUUGAUAUUAGCUCUAUGUUCGAAACUCAUUUUUGUACCGAUGACCACAAACAUACUGACACUUUAGACGAAAUAACUUCGCUUCCAUUGAACCGAAUGUCACCGAGCUUUCACAUUUUUAUGACGCCAGUCUUGUUUAUUUUGGACCUCACCUUGUAAAGGGUGGUUAAGUUUCAUGGGUCGGUGUUGAUUUUGAAUAAAAUACAAUUUUUUUAAGAAAUUAUUGUCAUUUCUCUUUAUUAUGAUAAUAUAUAAUAUGGUAUGGUUCAAUUACGUAUGGAACAAAAUAUCGGCCAAAUGGCCGCCGCGGCCUCGGCGGCACACCUCAAUCCGAUGGUCCAAAUUUUCGAUGACGCUGAGGCAUAAUUGAAGUUCUAUGCCGUUAAUGGGCGGAAUUAUCUCAUUCUUUAGCUCUUCAAUUGUUGUUGGCUUAUCGACGUACACCUUUUCUUUCAAAUAACUCCAAAGAAAGAAGUCCAAAGGUGUCAAAUCACAUGAUCUUGGCGGCCAAUUGACAUCGCCGCGACGUAAGAUUAUUCGGCCAUCAAAUUUUUCGCGCAAGAGAGCCAUUGUUUCGUUAGCUGGGUGACAAGUGGCACCGUACUGUUGAAACCACAUAUCGUCCACAUCCAUAUCUUCCAAUUCGGGCCAUAAAAAGUUCGUUAUCAUCUCACGAUAGCGAACACAAUUCACAGUAACUGCCUGACCGGCCUCAUUUUGGAAAAAAUACGGCCCAAUGAUGCCGCCGGCCCAUAAACCGCACCAAACAGUCACUCUUUGUGGGUGCAUUGGUUUUUCGGCAAUCACUCUUGGAUUAUCAUUCGUUCAAAUGCGGCAAUUCUGCUUACUGACGAAUCCACUGAGGGUAAAAUGUACCUCAUCACUGAAGAUGAUUUUCUUCACGAAGUGCGCGAUAUGCAUUUUGAUUUGAACGCCCGUUUUCAUAAUAAGCCUGAAUAACUUUAACGCGUUGCUCGAUUGCGUAUCUUUCCAUGGUUCAAAUUGAGUUAGUCUGAAAUUGAAAAAUGUCAAAUGAAAUGCAGAAAAAAACUUGACGUUUAGUUGUGGUUCACAUUCAAUUUCGGCCUUUUAAAUUUAACCACCCUUUACAAUGGGCUUUUUAGCCUGAGUGUUUUGGGAGCCACCCAAUCUCUUGGUGCUCCUUGGCUCGACCAAUUCAAAUUUCAUUUUCAAUUCACACGUGUCAAAUGUGAUUGGGGUACGACGGCAUUUUCAAAAAUAUAAAUCUUCCCAUACGGUGAUUAAUUUGACGCCACCUUGUAUGGUCUCAAAGACUACAGGCGUAUAUACAUACAUACUUACAAAAUGCGGCUUUUUGUACAAAAUUAAAAAUUCUUACGUUUUAUUUGCUCUCAAUCACUGUAUCGCGCCUUUUGAAACGCCAUUAAGUUAGUAUGUAUUGUAAUAUUAAAACCAAAAACAAAAAAAAAAAAAACAAAACAGCGCUGUUUCUCUGCUUUAAUGAAAUUGUUAAAAGUAAUGAAAAGUGAAUAGAAUUAAAGAAACAUGGAAAAUUUUUCAAUAUCUUUAAGUUUAACAAAAUGAAAAUUAUUAUAUAUACAAUGCGUAUAUAGAAAACUAGGCCGAAUUAUACAUACAUACAUACAUACAUACAUAAAUACAUACAUACAAAUGUAUACAAAAAUGUAAAAUAUUGAAUGUUAUGAAAGUCAACUUGGCGAGCUUUUAUUGUGUGACGAAAAAAGACAAAUAUGUAGAAACUAUUUACUACUUAGAGCAAAUAUAGAAAAAAUAUAUUAUACACAUGCAUGCAUGCACACAUACAUACACACAUACGUAUGCGUGUGUGUGAAUAAGAAAUAAAUAAAAUAAAUAUUAAAUGGAGCGAUCAUAGCGUUAAAGUUAAAUAUACAGGAAUCAACAAGAGAAAUAUUAUUUAUGUGCAACAAAAUACAAUAAAAUUGAAAGUUAAAUGUAGAAGGGAGAAAAAUUACAUAAAUAUUUUAGUAAAUAUUUAGAAAGCAUGUCAUAAUCGUGCAAGUUAGUGAGACUUUAGUGAAAAGUGCACAUUAGAUGGUAGAGGGGUGUGGGAAUAUUAGAAAAUAAAAACAGUUUCAACUUCAAAAUAUCAAUGUGUGCGUAUCUAGAUAUACCUAUUCAUACAUACAUACAUACAUAUAUUUAUUAAACAUACUUUAAGGGGGAACGCCACUGUGAAGGGUAAAAAAAUAGUCGAUUUUUGGGAAUUUUUUUUUGUAAGGUGGAAUGAUUAUUCGAGGAUCGGACAAAAGGCAAUUUAUUGAAUAUGUACUAAACUAUGUUGAUGUAUAUUUUUAUUAAAAAAUAUUGAAAAUUGACAAAUUAAUGUACAUAAACGUAACGAGUUAGAAAAAAAAAUGAUGUCAUCUGGUGGCAGCGAUAAGCAAUGAAUAAUCAUCUGAAGUCAAAAUCCCAAAAAUUUUAUUAAUCUACACUAUAGUGGCUAUCGUUGUACAUAGCCUUUUUUGUUUUUUUUUUUUUGCCAAAAAAAAUUGUUAUUUUCAAAAUUGUAAAAAUCGGCUACGUACAACGAUAGCCAAAGCGAUAAAAUCGGUUCAUUAGUCUUCGAGAAAUCGUUGCCACCAUAUCAAAAAAAGUCGUUUCGAGAAAAACACGUUUGAAAUAAAGCAUCGUAUCGUAAGCGCUACGGGGCCGAACCGACGGGCGCUCACUUAAGUGCACAUAGAAUCGGGAAUAAAGCGAAUUUCGGCCACAUUUUCUUGAGUUCUUGAGUCUUGAUUAUAAAUCCUGACCAAAUUGUUAAACAAGAUACUUAAUGUCUAUGGACAGAUGUAUAAAAUAAAUGGGGACAAAACAAAAAAAAAAAAAAUUUCUUGAGUAAUUAUAUUAUACUAACAAUUUAUGCAAAAAAAGAAUCGAUUUUCACAGUGGCGUUCCCCCUUAAACCAAAACCAAAAAAAAAAAAAAACAAUUACAUAAAUACAUACAUAUGUAUGUAAAGCACGAUAUUUAGUACAUAUUUGCAUAUAUUUAUGUAAAAAACAACCUCUUCUUGCCUCACAGACAGCCCCCUCCCAAAUGAAAAGACAUACAUAUGUACAUUUAUAUACACGUAUACAUACAUACAUUAGUAUCUACUUACAUACCGUGCAUACGCCGUGCAUCUAACACUGUCUACAUACAUAUUGCUGGAAACAGUUUUUUCUAUUGCCUACAAGCAUACAUAUGUACAUGCUAUACCAAAAACAAAAAAAGGUUAAAUUACAUUAAAAAAAAAUUAAUUAAUUCAAAGAAUUUAAAAUAAAAUUUAAAGUAGAUAAAAAACUUUUUAUUUUAGUGUUUACCGAUAUUUUCAAAUACUUCUCGUCAUAUUUAUUACUUACAUACAAAUAAACAUACAUACAUACAUAUUAAUUUAUUUUGAUAACUCUCAUUGUUGGUUUUAGCCUUUUUCGUAACGCAUUCCAAAGCACCAAUAUUUUUUAGAACUAGCAAAGUGUUAAGUAUUUACAGUAAGAAGCAGAAAACAAACAAAAACGUAUAUACAUACAAUACAUACAUACAUACACGAAGAUAAAUUAGUGUUAAAAAGUUGAAGCGAAACAACAUAAUUUACAAUUUGGUUCUUCUAUUUUAAAUACUUUUUAAUUAUACAUGUAAUACGCUUACUUUUAGUACAAAACUAAGAAAUUUAAAAUUAAAAAAUAAAAUUAAAAUUUUUUUAAUUCAAAAUAAAAUCCUAAAAAUACUUGCACCUGUAUACCCAGGUCAGGUGGACUACUCAAAUAAUAUUCUAUGUUUGCUUGGUGUGUAAACUGCCAGGCGUUGAGCGAAUUUUUGUUGUAAACAUUUCCAAAUGCGAUUUUAAGAUAAACUGCAUACAAAAGAAAAAGAAAGAAAAAUCAUAAAAGAAAUUUGACAAGCAAAAAGAGAAACAAAAUAACACACGAGAAGAAAUGUUCGACCCAUUACAAAUCUGUAAAAAUUUUAACAAAAACUGUGUGCGCUGCAAUGCAGACUAGUAACACAAUGGACGCUAGAGGUCUAUGUACAUAAGUGCGAUCUUUUUACGGAUCAGCCAGCACUACCGAAUGGAGACUUGGUGCACACAUACACACAAACGCAUACAUAUUUCCAUUGUCCCUACAAGACAGUGCUGAGCACUUUCGACACAAAUUCCAACACAUUUACAAGUAUUUUAUUAGUCCCUAAUACAUGCGCAUUAUCAGCAGAGCAUACACAACUUUUUUUAAUGGGGAAGUCAAAUAUUUCAUUUGAUAUUAUUUUCCCCUGUUCGGCGUGAAUUCUAUCUCCCUUUUACCAAUAGCAGUUUCAUGUAAGCAUAGCAAAGGAAAGAAAAGGCUGCCGCCUAUAGAACCCCGCUGCGAUCGGGCGCAUCGCCUAUAAGGUUCUAGCGAGCGUAUUGUGUGAAAGGCUGAAGCCCACCGUCAACCAACUGAUUGGACCUUAUCAGUGGAAAAUACCAAUGAAAGGAGAAUCGACACACACCAUCUUUUCGUCGAUUUCAAAGCUGCAUUCGACAGUACGGAAAGGAGUUACUUGUAUGCCGCGAUGUCUGAAUUUGGUAUCCCCACAAAACUAAUACGGCUAUGCAAGAUGACGUUGCUCAAAACCAGCAGCGCCAUCAGAAUUGGGAAGGACUUCUCCGAGCCGUUUGAUACCAAACGAGGUUUUAGACAAGGUGACUCGCUGUCGUGCGACUUCUUUAACCUGAUGUUGGAAAGGAUCGUACGAGCCGCAGAACUUAAUCGUUCAGGCACACUUUUUUAUAAGAGCGUACAAUUGUUGGCAAAUGCCGAUGAUAUUGACAUCAUCGGCCAUAACACCCGCGCUGUUAGUUCUGCCUUCUCCAAACUGGAUAAAGAGGCAAAGCGCAUGGGUCUGGCGGUGAACGAGGACAGAACGAAGUACCUCCUGUCUUCAAACAAACAGUCGGCGCACUCACGUGUCGGCCCCACGCCAGUGUUGACAGUUAUAAUUUUGAGGUUGUAAAGGACUUCGUUUAUUUAGGAACCAGUAUUAACACCGAUAACAAUGUCAGCCUCGAAAUCCAACGUAGAAUCUCUCUUGCCAACAAGUGCUACUUUGGACUAAGUAGUAAAGUCCUCUCUCGACGAACAAAACUAACACUCUACAAGAUUCUCAUCAUGCCCGUCCUAACGUAUGGCGCAGAAGCUUGGACGAUGACAACAUACGAUGAAGCGACGCUUGGAGUGUUUGAGAGAAAGAUUCUACGCAAGAUUUUCGGACCUUUGCACGUUGGCAGUGGCGAAUAUAGCAGGCGAUGGAAUGAUGAGCUGUAUGAGCUUUACGACGACAUAGACAUAGCGCAGCGAAUAAAAAUCCAGCGGGUACGUUGGCUGGGCCAUGUCGUCGGAAUGGAUACAAACGCUCUGGCUUUAAAAGUAUUCGAUGUGGUACCAGCUGGUGGUAGUAGAGGAAGAGGAAGGCCUCCUCUACGUUGGAAAGAUCAGGUGGAGAAGGACUUGGCUUCACUUGGUGUGUCCAAUUGACGCCGGUUAGCACGAGAAAGAAGCGACUGGCGCGCUUUGUUAAACUCGGCCAAAAUCGCGAAAACGGUUAUAGCGCCAAUUAAGAAGAAGAAUUUCAUGUAAGUGAAAAAUAUAUCUACUGUACUUUAAACGGCAAGGCAGCUCAUUUGUAUGCUUAUAAUGUGGCUGCUCUGAAAAAAGUUGUAGUGUGAGCAGAUGCUUGGCUAAAAGUUGAAAAUUCGUGAGUUCGGAUCUCCGUAAAAUAUAAAUUUUAUAAUUUCUAAGUAAAACAUUUUAACGAAACUCCUCAGUCUGAUUACUUUUUAACGAAAAUGAGGAGUUAUUGAGGAGUUUGUGCUGAUUACUUUUUGAUGACGAAAAUGAGUAGUUGGCCCAUCAGUAGUGAUUACUUGUUGAGAACAGAAAUGAGAAGUUGCCUUGCCUUUAGAGCAUAGUACAUAUAUUUUUCAGUUAUAAGAAAUGGCUAUUGGUAAAAGAGAGAUAGAACAAAAAUGUGUAGUUGGAUGAGGAUAGUGAUGAUGAUAAUAUGAGUGCUUAUAUGAUAGUCAGCUGUCUUGUAGGGUAGUGGAGACUUUAUCCACACAUACACACACACAUACACAUUUGCAUUGCAUUAUCACAAUUCCCUAAACAAAUACGAAUACAAAUAGGAAAAAUGUCGGUGUACCUAAUAAUUGUAAUUUCAUGGAAAAUAAAAAUAAAAACAAACAAAUAUUCGCUAUAUAUGUACGUACGUGUCUAAGUAAAAUUGGAAUUUAAAAAUAAAAAGUGCGUUGAAAACUAAUAACAAACAAAUAUACAACUGGGUAUGUUGCUCUUUUGUAAGAAUCAAAAAUUAGGAUAAACUCUUGUCAAAUUUAUUGGCAUAUACAUACAUACGCAUGCAAAAAAUAACAGCAACAACAACAAAAAUAAAAAAUAAAAUCGACCAAAUCCUUGGCAUACUCGUAUACACAAUUUUAAAUUUAUAUUUAUUCAAAAAUUUUGGAAGCAGCAUUUUUGCAUUAAAAUUACUAUAAAUGUAGUCACUUAAAAAUAAUGAAUACAGGACUUGCAAAUAUCAAAAAUAGCAAAAAAAAAAAAACAAAUAUAAAUUUUUAAAAUAUUCAUAUACUCUAAAGAUAUUUUUUUGUUUUUGUAAAAAAUCGCGAAUUACAAAUAUUUGUAAUUGAAAAUUUUGUAUGUUUUACAUAGCGCAUAUAUACCAAGUAUAGAGCUAAACCAAAAAUGACAACAACAACAAAAACCACAAAUCGGUAAUUACCAAUUAACAUCAAACAAUGCCUUUAUUAUUGUAUAAAUAAAAAAUAAAUUGGAGAAAAUUCAAGGGAUAUUGACACGUUUUUUCUUCUUUUACUUGCUGAUAUUGUAUUUAUUAUAUAUUGUACGUGCAUUAACAUGAAAAUGUUUGCAAUAAAUUAGAAUUAACCAAACGUGUAUGGGUAUAUUGCGUAGCCAAUGACAAAGAUUUAUUUGGGUUUGAAUAAAAUAAUAAAUGUCCUUUAUUUUGAAUGUGAAAA
Molecule: messenger RNA, 21207 nt
Organism: Anastrepha ludens (Mexican fruit fly)
Lineage: Eukaryota; Metazoa; Arthropoda; Insecta; Diptera; Tephritidae
Product: serine-rich adhesin for platelets
Exons: 2
Coding region: 1040-8479 (2479 amino acids)
Source: RefSeq, a predicted model, not a curated record